Molecule: messenger RNA, 597 nt
Organism: Trypanosoma grayi
Lineage: Eukaryota; Euglenozoa; Kinetoplastea; Trypanosomatida; Trypanosomatidae
Product: macrophage infectivity potentiator, precursor
Exons: 1
Coding region: 1-597 (198 amino acids)
Biological process (GO): protein refolding
Molecular function (GO): peptidyl-prolyl cis-trans isomerase activity
Source: RefSeq, a predicted model, not a curated record
AUGACGCCAAUGGGUAAGCGCCUGGCAGUGCGCACAACUGUGUGUGUAUUGGCUGUGCUUGUAAUAUUUUUCGUCUGCACUGCAGAUGCCUCUUCCAACGAGAAGACAUCACCGGCGGAGCGCCUCAACAAUUACCGGAAGCGCGUCUCCCGUGAGUUCAUCAAGACCAAGGCGCAGCUGGAGGGUGCCAUCACGCUUCCGUCCGGCCUCGUCAUUGAGCAGCUGGUGCACGGCACCGGCACGCACGCUGCCGCCUUGGACGACGAGUGCAAGCUGCACUACGUCGGCAGUCUCCGUGAUGGCACUGUAUUUGACAGCUCGCGCGCGCGCGGCGCGCCGGCCACGUUCCGGCCGAACCAGGUCAUCAGCGGUUGGACGGAGGCGCUGCAGCUGAUGCGCGAGGGCGACCACUGGCGCAUUUACGUGCCGUACGAACUUGGCUACGGCGAGCGUGGAGCUGGCAGGAAUAUUCCGCCCUACGCUGCCCUGGCGUUUGACAUUGAACUGCUGAGCAUCGAGGGUGGCGGCAAGGGCCGCACGGCGGCGGAAGUUGGGGAGGUGCUGAAGAAGGCUGUAGACGACAAGGAAGACAUGUAA